AUGGAAUUUUCGAGUGUUGGUGAUGAGUUGAGUGUUGGUGAUGAAGUAAAUAGCUGUAUGGCGAAUGAACGAAUGGAUCAAUUAUGCGUGGUGAAUGAUCUAGACGUGUAUAAAACAACGUUUUGUUGGUGGACGGGGUGUGCAGGAGAUGCAAUAGAUGAGACACUGGAGUUUUGUGUGCCUUUCACUGAGGAUAAGCACGAGGAUUGGGUUCAUGAGUUUAAAAGAUGCAAAUGCAGCGGCAUUAAAGCACUAAUAAAGAUGAACAAGAAUCUCAAUGGCAUUAAGGCAUGUGAUCAUGGAAGCAUCACUACUAAUGAAGAUAAUAUGAAAACACUACAUCGAUUCACAAAGAAUGCAGUUGAGUUUCAAGUAAGUAACUGUGUUUAUUCAGCACUAGCAACCAACUUCUAUAUCAACAGUGAUGAUUCAGAUAGCGAAGACCUAAACAGCUUACGUUUUGGUAAUCGUCAUUACUUCCAAUAG
Messenger RNA from Ordospora colligata OC4, 486 nucleotides. RefSeq lists its product as uncharacterized. The transcript has a single exon. The coding region runs from base 1 to 486 and encodes 161 amino acids. The record is from RefSeq and is a predicted model, not a curated record. Lineage: Eukaryota; Fungi; Microsporidia; Ordosporidae.